CUCGAACACUCCUUGUUUUGCAAGCUCGUGGCUAUGGCGGAUCCAUGGACGCGAGCGCUAUCGAGCAGGGGCGCCUAAAGAUCUCGGUUCCAAGGAUAGGCGGAUUCUAUUGCCGGAGUCCUUCGAAAGAGCGGAGGCGCAAUGGCGCAAAGUAACUGGGAAGCCGAUAAGAUGCUCGAUGUUUAUAUACACGACUAUCUUGUGAAGAAAAACCUCCAGGCCUCUGCCAAGGCCUUUCAGACAGAGGGCAAAGUUUCUGGCGAUCCUGUCGCGAUUGAUGCUCCUGGUGGUUUUUUGUUCGAGUGGUGGUCCGUGUUCUGGGACAUUUUCAUUGCUCGUACGAAUGAAAAGCACUCAGAGGUGGCUGCUUCAUAUAUCGAGACUCAGCAACUCAAGGCGAGAGAACAACAGCAGCAACACCAGCAUCUUCAGCACCAGCAGCAACAGCAGCAAAUUCAGCAGCAGCAGCACCAGCAGCAGCACCAACAACAAUUACAACAAAGUCAGCAGCAGCAGCAACAGCAACAGCAGUUGCAGCAAAGUCAGCAGCAUCAGCAGCAGCAGCAGCAGCAACAACAACAACAGCUGCAGCAAAACCAGCAGCAACACCAGCAACAGCAGCAGCACCAGCAGCAGCAGCAACACCAGCAGCAACUUCACAUGCAGCAGAUUCAACUCCUCCAGCGUCAAGCCCAGCAGCAGCAGCAGCCUCGGAGGGAUCUGGCCAUAAACGCUGCUGCAAACGGCAUGGGUGGUGAUUCACUCCUCACCCCAACUGCGAACGCAAUGGCAACCAAAAUCUACGAGGAGCGUCUCAAGCAUCCACACCAACGUGACACUCUCGAAGAUAUUAAGAGAUACGGAGAGACUCCGGGACAGCUUUUGGAUCCAAGCCCGACAAGUCUGCUUAAAGGAGCGCCGACUCCUGGCCAGCCGUCUGGGCCUUUACUUCCAGCUAGUGCUGCUGGAUUGCAACAAGUUCAGAACAGGCCUCAGCUCUCUGGAGUCUCUCAGGACAGCAAGAGCGACGGCAACGUAGUUUUGAAUCAAAGAUCACCUGCACCGGAUCCUUCCAUGUUUGGGCAUGCCAAGCCAAACCUUCUUAGUCCAGGAGUCAAUCAAGGAGGAAAUGCAAUGUCAUUGAAAGGCUGGUCAUUAGCUGGAAUGGAUCAGCUUCGCCCGACGCUAGUGCAAAAUCAGAAGCCGUCUUUGCAGGCUUCUCCAGCAUAUCAUAUACUGAGUCCUCAGCACCAGCACUUACUGCUUCAGGCUCAGGCGCAAGGAAGCUUGCCUUCGUCCAAUUCUGCUCUCCUUGGUGAUGUAGACGGGAGAAGGUUUCGCAUGCUUCUCAGUCGGAAUCAAAACCAAAUGGGCAAAGAUGGUCAAGCUGGUCUCAGCGAGGUCGGAUCACCUAUGCAGGCUGCAACACUCCUGCCUCGUGGUAAUCCACAGGAUCAGGGGGAGAUGCUGAUGAAGAUAAAAAUGGCCCAGUCGCAGCAAGCUCAAAGUGGCCAACAGCCACAGCCACCACAGUCUUCUCAACAAGGGCAGCAAGCGCAGCAGCAACCGGCAACGCCACAACAGCAGCAACAGCAGCAGCAACAACUACAACAAGAGAGAAUGGGUGUUGUUGGAGUUGAUGGUGCGCUGUCCAACUCCUUUAGGGGAACCGGCGACCAGGUUUAUAGCGGCAUGGAGCCGAGUCCCAGUACGAACAGCACAGGGACUGGAAAGGUGAAAGUUGCUGCUAAAGGUCCCAGUGGCCGAAAACGGAAGCAACCGGCGUCAUCCUCUGGUCCAGCUAAUAGUACGGGUACAGCGAACACGGCGGGUCCGAAUUCCCCGUCGUCUCCAUCAACACAUACGCCUGGCGAUGUCAUUUCCAUGGCGGGAGCUUUACAACAAAAUGGAAACAUCUCCAAGUCGCUUAUGAUGUACGGGUCAGAUGGAGCUGGGACGCUUGCUUCGCCUACAAACCAGCUGUUGCAGGCUGAUAUUGACCGCUUCGGCGAAGAUCCGUCGCUGGAUGAUAACGUCGAGUCCUUUUUAUCGCACGACGACGCAGAUCAUCGCGAUGGCUUGUUUGGAAGCAGCAAACAAAGCCCUGUCAUGGAUGUGAGCAAAGGUUUUCUUAGCGAAGUAGGUUGCUUGCGAGCAAGUACGAGCAAGGUUGUCUGUUGCCAUUUCUCGUCCGACGGGAAACUUCUUGCGAGCGCCGGACACGAUAAAAAGGCUGUUCUCUGGAAUAUGGACACUCUAAAGCUCAAGAGUACCCUCGAGGAGCACACCUUUCUUAUUACUGACGUAAGAUUCAGUCCAAACUCCACGCGCCUGGCGACCUCGUCAUUUGAUAAGACCGUGAGAGUGUGGGAUGCAGACAAUCCGAGCUAUUCCUUGAGAACGUUCACCGGCCAUCAGACGUCGGUUAUGUCGCUUGACUUCCAUCCCGUGAACGAGGACCUACUGUGUUCUUGCGACGGAGAUAGCGAGAUACGCUACUGGAGUGUGAGCCAAGGCGUUUGCACCAGAGUCUUCAAGGGUGGUAUGGCGCAGACGAGGUUCCAGCCAAGAGUCGGAAGGUUAUUGGCGGCAGCUGCCGAGAAUGUGGUCUCUAUUUUUGAUGUGGAUACCGAGACUUGUGUACAUUCCUUACAGCGACACACGAAGCCGGUACACUCGGUGUGCUGGGACGCUACUGGCGACUACGUCGCUUCGGUCAGUGAAGAUUCGGUUCGAGUAUGGGCACUAAAUGGAAGCGAUGGCGAUUGCAUCCACGAGCUGAACUGUAACGGGAACAAGUUCCACUCUUGUGUGUUCCACCCCAAGUUACCGACUUUGCUGGUCAUCGGUUGCUAUCAAUCGCUUGAGCUCUGGAACAUGCAAGAGAACAAGACCAUGACUAUACCCGCUCAUGACGGCCUGAUCGCGGCAUUGGCACAAUCUCCAGCGACUGGCAUGGUUGCGUCGGCGAGCCAUGACAAGUGUGUCAGGCUGUGGAAGUAGAAUGAGAGAGCCAGAGACAACAUGAACAGCUACAGGGAUUCACAAGAAUCUCAAAGCUGUUUAUAGAGAAGCACAGAUUUGUGACAACAGGUAUGAAUUCCACAGAUUUAUAUUUUCCUACUUCA
Selaginella moellendorffii is the source of this 3128-nucleotide messenger RNA. RefSeq names its product transcriptional corepressor LEUNIG. The record is from RefSeq and is a predicted model, not a curated record. NCBI's taxonomy places the organism in Eukaryota, Viridiplantae, Streptophyta, Lycopodiopsida, Selaginellales, Selaginellaceae. Gene Ontology annotation, molecular function: protein binding. The transcript is spliced from 19 exons. Gene Ontology annotation, cellular component: nucleus. Bases 142 to 3003 code for a protein of 953 amino acids.